Messenger RNA from Hypanus sabinus (Atlantic stingray), 4777 nucleotides. RefSeq names its product large tumor suppressor kinase 1 (gene lats1). Lineage: Eukaryota; Metazoa; Chordata; Chondrichthyes; Myliobatiformes; Dasyatidae. Gene Ontology annotation, biological process: regulation of organ growth; peptidyl-serine phosphorylation; G1/S transition of mitotic cell cycle. Gene Ontology annotation, molecular function: protein serine/threonine kinase activity; protein binding; ATP binding. The record is from RefSeq and is a predicted model, not a curated record. Gene Ontology annotation, cellular component: spindle pole. The transcript is spliced from 8 exons. The coding region runs from base 239 to 3703 and encodes 1154 amino acids.
CGGCGAAUCCACGUCCUGCUCCGCGGUCUCGCGAGAAGAGCGUCCGCACAGAGAGGCACGAAGCGGCCAUUGUAGGGACUCCUGGAAUGAGAUUCCAGAUGACUGAACUUUGUCAAAACACAGAUGAGCAGAACGCUACCUGGAACUAACGUCCUCUGAAAUCUAACAGCCCUCUGAUCUGCUGAAAUUUCAGCUUAUGUAAAUGAGCUAAGGCUGGUUAGUUUUAUUUGACGCUUUCAUGAAGAGGGUGGAUAAGCUUGAUGGACAUAGACAAAUGAGACCAAAAACAUUCCCUGCCAGCAACUUUUCUGGGAGUAGCCGGCAGAUGUUGCAGGAAAUCCGGGAAAGUCUCAAACAUUUGCCUAAACCAUCAGGAGAUGCUGGAAGCACUGAUCAAAGUAUGAUGAAAUUGAGCACAGAAGAUUCAAGACAACAGGGACGGAAUGCUCUCAAAUUUGUGACUCACCAAAAAGCCUUACAGGAGAUUCGAAAUUCUUUGCUGCCAUUUUCAAAUGAGUACAGCUCAUCAGGUCGUGGAUCUGUUGAUGUAAACAAGCAGAUGUUACAGGACCUAGUAUCUGCGGGUUUUGAUGAGGACAUGGUGGUAAAAGCUCUCAGGAAGACCAACAGUCGCAGUAUUGAGGCUGCUAUUGAACACAUCAGCAAGAUGAGUUACCAGGAUUCUAGGAGAGAGCAGAUGGUUACUUCAAGACCAGUGAAUGCGAGCAUGAAGGCAUCAGGAUCCAAUACAAUAAAUCGGAGACCAAGUUGGAAGGGUUCUAAAGAAUCAUUGGUUGCACAGCGACAUGGUCCAUCGUUGAUGGAAGGCAUGGGAUAUCGUGCAGAAAGUCCUAUUUCCCAGUUAGAAAUGGGUCGGCCAUUGUCUUCAAGUUCUGGAAUGACUGCAUACACACAGAGUCAUCCUGGGAAUGGACAGGGGUCUUUGGGAGCAGUGAACUCUCAGAGAGCAAAUGCACCCCCUCAACUUCCAGUGAGAAGUGUAACGCCACCACCACCUCCCCCGCGAGGGCAAACCCCUCCCCCACGUGGCACCACUCCUCCCCCAGCCUCAUGGGAGGGGAGCCAGCAACCAAAGCGUUUCUCUGGAAACAUGGAGUACAUGAUCACACGGAUAUCUCCUGUGCCACAAGGGACCUGGCAGGACGGGUUCCCGCCGUCCAACCUCGGUGCUGCAUCUAUGAUGAACCCACCACCCCAAGGCCAGCGUGGAAUAAGUCCCAUUCCAAUUGGCAGACAACCUAUUAUUAUGCAAAAUAGCAGCAGUACUAAGUACAACUACACAGCGGGCAGAACUGCACAUCAGAAUGGAUCAGCACAGGCAGAUGGAUCCAUGGGUGGACACUUUGUGACUCAUCAGAAUGUCAUGGGUGGGAAUUCUGUGAGCCGUCAGCCACCUCCAUACCCUCACCCUCAGGCUAGUCGGCAAAGCCCCAGUGCCUUACAAAUGCAAGCAGGAGGAGCCGCAGCUUCCACCUACAGCAGCAACCUGAAUGGGAAUGUUUCACAGUCUGUCAUGGUGCCGAACAGAAACAGCCAGAACCUGGACCUUUACAACAUAAGCGUGAGUGGGAUUGCAUCGUCUUGGCCACAGCCUCCUCCAACACAACCCCAGUCGGUGGCAUGCGCUUCAGAAGUGCCUAACUGGCACCCUCCCCAAAACUUGAAUGCACCUGUAAGAUCCAAUUCAUUCAAUAAUCACCUUCUAUCCAGCCGGCAGCCUCAUUCCAACUCGCAAACAUCUGCUACCACUGUUACUGCCAUCACACCUGCUCCUAUUCUACAGCCUGUGAAAAGUAUCCGUGUACAGAAACCUGAACUGCAGACUGCACUUGCCCCCACUCACCCUCCCUGGAUGCAGCAGGCUCCUCCUGUUCCUGAGGCACCUACGUUGAGCGAGGCUCCAAAUUACCAGCCUCCACCUCCGCCAUAUCCCAAGCACUUACUACAACAGAACCAGCCUGUACCACCUUAUGAUUCCAUAGCUAAAGCCAGCAAAGAUGAGCAGGUAGCUAAAGCACCCUCAUUAUUUUCUCAAAGCACAGAAGAGGAUGAGUCUGAGAAGGUCGUUGAGUUUGGGGAACGCCUUGACGCUGUGGAGAAGGAAAAGAAACAGAUUACAACGUCACCUGUUCCAGUGAGGAAAAACAAAAAAGAUGAGGAGCGCAGAGAGUCACGAAUUCAGAUUUACUCCUCACAGGCAUUUAAAUUCUUCAUGGAGCAGCAUGUGGAGAAUGUGCUCAAAUCUCAUCAGCAAAGGCUACAUCGCAAAAAGCAACUGGAGAAUGAAAUGUCAAGGGUUGGAUUAUCAAAAGAUGCCCAAGACCAGAUGCGCAAGAUGUUGUGCCAGAAAGAGUCCAAUUACAUUCGCUUAAAAAGGGCAAAGAUGGAUAAGUCCAUGUUUGUGAAGAUCAAGACCCUGGGAAUUGGUGCAUUUGGAGAAGUCUGUCUAGCUCGGAAAGUCGAUACCAAUGCAUUGUAUGCCAUGAAGACGCUGAGGAAGAAGGAUGUGUUGCUACGUAACCAAGUUGCUCAUGUAAAAGCCGAGCGAGAUAUCUUGGCAGAAGCUGACAACGAGUGGGUGGUUCGCCUCUAUUAUUCAUUCCAAGACCGAGACAACCUUUACUUUGUAAUGGACUACAUUCCAGGAGGAGAUAUGAUGAGUCUCCUUAUAAGAAUGGGCAUCUUUCCAGAACCUCUAGCGCAGUUCUACAUUGCUGAACUGACUUGUGCAGUAGAAAGUGUCCACAAAAUGGGCUUUAUUCACAGGGAUAUUAAACCAGACAACAUCCUGAUUGACCGAGAUGGCCACAUUAAACUGACUGACUUUGGGCUCUGCACGGGUUUCCGAUGGACUCAUGAUUCCAAGUAUUAUCAAAGUGGUGACCAUCCUCGGCAAGACAGCAUGGAUUUCAGUAAUGAAUGGGGUGAUCCCAAGAGCUGUAAGUGUGCAGAGAGACUAAAACCACUGGAGCGAAGAGCUGCUCGGCAACAUCAGCGCUGCUUGGCACAUUCUCUGGUGGGCACACCCAAUUACAUUGCACCAGAAGUCUUGCUCCGUACAGGUUACACCCAGUUGUGUGAUUGGUGGAGUGUGGGUGUCAUUCUUUAUGAAAUGUUGGUGGGCCAACCUCCUUUCUUGGCACAAACUCCAUUGGAAACACAGAUUAAGGUCAUAAACUGGCAGACAACACUUCACAUCCCGCCCCAAGCUAAACUUAGCCCCGAAGCAUCCGAUUUCAUUAUCAAGCUUUGUCGAGGCCCUGAAGACAGGCUCGGAAUGAAUGGCACAGAUGAAAUAAAAGCCCAUCCAUUUUUCAGGCAGAUUGAUUUCUCCAGUGACAUCCGGCAUCAGUCAGCUCCAUACAUUCCCAAGAUAACUCACCCAACAGAUACGUCCAAUUUUGAUCCUGUGGAUCCUGACAAAUUGUGGAGUGAUGAUAAUGAUGGAGAGAAUGUUAAUGACACACUUGAUGGCUGGUAUCAGAAUGGGAAGCAUCCAGAACAUGCUUUCUAUGAGUUUACAUUCCGUAGAUUUUUUGAUGAUAAUGGCUACCCUUAUAGCUACCCUAAACCAUUGCAGUGCGAUUAUCGUAGUCUGGAAGCACCCAGACACGAGACAGAAAGUAACGAAGAAAACGUAUCGGGAAAAGGGAGCCAGAAUCGAGAACUGGUCUAUGUAUGAAUGGAAGUCUUAUUUUUUUUUAAGGAAAAACUCCUUUGUUGUUUAAUUUCCAGUGAUGGAUUUUAGUUUUUACUUGAUACUUUCAUGUUUUGGUUCUCAAGAACUUACAGAAAAAUAUAUUUUGUAAGUAUUAAUUUAUUUGAAUGUUGUAAUUUGAAUCCUUCAGUUAAGUGUGAAUAGAAUGUUGACUUUAAUACCUAACACUAGAGUUGAGAAUCAAUUGGAUCAUGUGAUCAGUCACCUAUCAGUAAUACUGGCCUUGUACAUGACCAGUGCUCAGUCUAUAUCAUUACCCUACGUGCUCACUUGGAGAGUUUCACAGAAGUGCACAGAGGAUACCUGUAUGUUUUUCAUCAAAAGAGGUAUUAUUUUCCAAGGCUGUACUCUCAGUACAGAACUUUUCUAGAAGAGAGUAUGGUUAAAGACUAAAAGCCUCGUGGCUUCCUGCAUAUCCAGCAGUAAGGCUGUAUACUGGGAAUGGGCAGAGAUGCACCAAGAUACAAGGUUAAAUCUGUGAUCCAUGUUUUCUGUCUACUCAGCUGACAUACUGUUUCUAGAUUUAGGACUUUUAACACUAUAAAGUACAAUCUGUGCCCACACUGCAGCUGCAGAGGGCUUUAACACUAUACAAUCUAUUCUAUUCUCACAUGGGGAGAAAUGAUAAAUCUUUAACACUAUGUACCUAUUCUGUACCCUGCUGAGGAUGGGGAGAUAGCUGUAACACUAUUGUGGGCCUAUGCUUCUUUCCAUUUGUCCCUAUUAGGGAUGGAUCUAUGCUAAAUGACCCAUUAUCUUUCUGAAGCCUAGGAAAUGGUCUUUAAUGGUGUGCCUUAAAACAUCCUGCUUAGCUUUGACCAAAUAUGAAAAAAUCAUUUUGGUGUAAUUUACAUGAAAAUAAUUCUCUUUUAGAAGCAUAUAGAUUGCAGGUUAUUAGCUUUCUAUUUUUUCUAAUUUAUGCAUUGAAUUUAUUUAUAAAUUAUACAUGUUGUAUAAACAUUUAAUUUGACAGUAAAUACUUUCAUUGUCUCAUUUUAUUUCCAAUGACAUUAAAUCUAAGAUAAUUUUCAAACUUGA